AUUUGGUGGCAGGAACCUUCUAGGCUGACUAAUCCUAGAGAACAAGAAAGAGGAUCCCCUUGAGAACAUGACUAGUUCAGAUGCCCGAAUUUUCAUCAUUUUUGUUUUGUCUGGCAUACCCUUUAGUUAUCGGUGAUUGCCUUCAUUCCAGUGAAGUUUAUGGUAGAUAUCUAGUAGUAGAUGCUAAAUCCAUGCAUUUGACCAUGCACAUUUCUUCCUGGGAAGAGGAGACGUGAUGAACAUUGAAGUUAAAAAUGUUUCUUAUACCCAAGCAACCAUCUCCUGGUCUACACAAGAGUCCUGCGUGAAGAACGAUUAUCAUGUUGUGUACAGGCCCAACUGGAACAGCAUCUUCUCAGGCUACCCACGUCACCCCUUUCACCAUGAAGAAAAGGUCCCUGGAACCCUCAACUCCUUGGUCCUUCGCCAACUUGCUCCAUCCACCGUCUACUUUCUGUGUAUCACCUGCCAGAAUUCCUACCCCUCCAGCAGCCACUGCACUUUGUUCCAUACCCUGGAUAGGAGCUCCAAGGCUACUCAUGGCUCCCAGCUGGAUCCUGGUGUGUCUCUUUGGAUGGUCACAGCUCUUCUCCUUGCCUGCUUUGUGGCCAUCUUAGCCUUCUUCUGUCUCCAGUUCUGGUGUCUGAGGUGCCAUGAACCAAGAUGGGCAUACUGCUCAGACCAGCAAGAGGAAGUCAAUGAGUUGGUGAGGUGGGCUGAUGGGGCUCCAGGCCUUGGGCAGAGGGAGGAAGAUCUGCAGGGGUUCCCCAUGACAGCACUACUGACCAAGAGCUCUAGUGGUAUGACUGAGAGCUCCCACAGUUCUCCCUCUGCCUGCUUCUCCCCCAAGGGGACUCAUGAUAUCUCCUCAUCUUGGACCAUGAAUGAUGAAUGGUUAAAAAGAGAUGUGUCAACAGAACAGGGUCCAUUUCAUGAUACAAAAGAUGUGCCUAAGUAAUAUUGGUUGGUUUGAUUUUUUUCUCCUUUGUUAAAAAAAAUUCCUUUUUCUUUUCCCCUGUACCAGGGAUGGCACAGUUUAGGGUUUGUGUAAAAGUCCAGGGAUACACACACACACACACACACACACACACACACACACACACACACACACACACACACACACACAUAUUCGUACAUACAUACACAUAUGUAUGUGUGUGUUAGCAAAAGUCAAAUGGGCCACACAAAGUCCCCAUAUCCUUAGGUACCCUUUAUUUUUUAAUCUUCAAAAAUUAUUUAAUUAAUUAAGACUAUUUUCCCAUAGUUACAUGAUUUAUGUUCUUUCCCUCCCUUCCCUUUCCCCCCUCCCAUAACCAACGUACAAUUCCACUGGGUUUUACAUGUGUCAUGAUUUACAUGAUCAAGAUUAGGUACCCUUUAGAUAGAUUCUUUCACUUCAUCUCAAGUGCAACACAUACAUUUCCUACACUGCAUUCUAGAAAGGGAAGAGAUAGGAGUGUCAUAAAACCUUUGAAUCAGAAGGUAAUUUAUAGAUUAUUUAGUCCAACCACCCUACUGCCUGCCAUUUUACAUUAGAGCAGAUGAAAUCAGAGAUUGUAUGAAUUUAGGCAAUGGUAGAAACAAGAUUGGUCUUGAAUUUAAAAGACCUAGGUCUGAGUUCCAGUACCAACACUUAUUAUGUGGCCAGAGACAAGUCAAUUAAUCUGUGAUCUUCAUUUCCUCCUUUAUAAAAUAAAGAUAGUAAUGUUUGUACUAGAGAGAAAGGGUGGCAACCCUGACAAUGAGCUGGCUUGUGAGUCAGGGAAGAUCUGAGUUCAAGUCUCACCUUGGACCCACACUGGCUAUAUCAUCCUGGGUAAGUGACUUAAACUCUCAAUAUCCAGUAGAUCCUUUUGUUUUUUUUUUUUUUCCAAACUAAAAGUUGAGGGAAAACUGUUGAUCCACAUUGGUGGAAGAAGCUUUUUUAUGAGAAGCACCCAAUACCAAAGAAAUCAUGAAUUCAGUCAAAAACAAAAGCAAACAGAAAUCUUUGUACUCUAUUUCACAAACCUGGUGAGAGGAAAGGACUUAGUAAGUUUUUAAGAAUGAGAUAAGCAUGGGUUAUCAUUCAUUGUUGCCCAAGAUCACAUAAUCACUUUCCACUAUGGGUUAUUUCUGUGAGUUCCAAGUCUCAAGUUGGAUGCUUGAAAAGGAUGUUGAGGUUAAUAGUGACAGAUUUUAAUUCAGCUGGAAGGAAAUUAUUCUUGAAUUUUGGUGGGGUUUACUAGAAUUAUAAUCUCCUUAAUAAGUGAAAUGUUAGCUUUUUUGUCUCUCCUGUUACAACAUUCCCCUGAUAAGAAAGUGCUGAGUUCUCAGAAUCAGUGAAUGUGUGCUGAUGCUGGACAGAAAAGAAUAUGGCGGCCUUAGGCUAAAACCCAACUGGGCUCCUUGUGCAUGUGAAUAUAAAUAGCAGGAAGGGAAAAGCUCUGGUUAUAUCAGUGUGAGACAAGAGAUUGCUAGCCCAUAAGUCUGAAGCCGGAGAGCAAAGACAGAUGUCUCUCACAUCCCCCAUCCCCACCACCAUUCAUCCUUUCCCUCAAUUCCCAUGCCAUCUGACAGGGCAGAGUCACAGGACCAUAUGAACACCUUAUAGUUCGUUUACCAAGAAGGAAGCACAGGGGGAACCCAGCUGAGAGAGAGUCCCUGCACACCCUCUUCCCAUCCUCCAACCCCUCCCUGAUACUCAGUAUGUGACCAGGAUAUAACCAAAUACCAUGUCUUUUCAUUGCCGCUUGCGACCCAGAUUUUCAGCCUGAAUAAAGUUGACUUUUCAAAGAA
Messenger RNA from Monodelphis domestica (gray short-tailed opossum), 2778 nucleotides. It is a transcript of the gene FNDC9, whose product is annotated as fibronectin type III domain containing 9. NCBI's taxonomy places the organism in Eukaryota, Metazoa, Chordata, Mammalia, Didelphimorphia, Didelphidae. The record is from RefSeq and is a predicted model, not a curated record. Gene Ontology annotation, molecular function: protein binding.